AACUGCAGUCUGCAACUUGCAGCUGCUGCAGCGUGCAAGUAUUAAUGACAAUUAUUAUUGGCAAUGGUAAUAAGACAUACGUUGUUAUUUAGAUUUUAGUGUUAACUGUUAAGUGUUGGUACUUGGUAAUUUCCUAACGUUUUAGAACGUUUCCGACCAAAGUUGAUUUUUCUUUAGUUUAUUAUGGGGAACGAUUGUAUAUUUUAACCGUUGCCAAGCAAACAUUAGUGACACCAAAAAAUGACAAUUUCUGUGAUAUUUCUAGUUGAAUAACAAUUAAAAUUUAAUACAAAAAUGAUAUAAAAUACAUGUUGAAUAAUAAUGAACACUAAAGAACGUGCCCGUAAUAGAUGGAAAUUACUGGCAAAUACAGUCAGUAAAAAAAAUCAAGACUGCAUUUCUACACCAAACAUAAGCUAUGGCCUCUUUACUAUCGAAUGUAUUCAUGCAGGAUGGUACAAAUAUUCUGUGUGUAUUCAAGGCGAUCAAUUCUCAGCUAACAUUUGCCGGUCUCCUAUAAAUGUUACCCCCGAGGAACUCAUGGGCUUCAAUAAUACGGGCAAUGUCAGAAUAUGGCCAUCUGAAGAGAUAUUAGCUUACUAUGUUUUAUCAAAUUUGAGUUUAUUUCAAAAUAAGACUGUAUUAGAGCUGGGCGGUGGUAUGAGUUGUUUGGCAGGAAUUAUGGCAGCGUUGUACGGUCAUUGUCGUGAUGUUCACUUGACUGAUGGAAAUCCGAAUUCAGUAUACAACGUCGAACGGAUACUUGAGAAAAAUGUGUUCACAACAAAAGUUUCAUGUUCGGUAUUGAAAUGGCACCAAAAGCCCGCAAACAUUUGUCAUUACGAUGUGGUGUUGGCGGCCGACUGUCUGUUCUUUGACGAGGCGCGUGAUGAUUUGGUGCAUACUAUAUCAUCGAUGUUAGCUUUUGGUGGUAUCGCGUUGGUUGCAGCUCCAAAACGUGGGAAUACACUGUACGAGUUUAUUGAAAUGGCACAACAGGAAGAGUUACACUGUGUUGUACAGCAAAAUUACAAUACCAUAGUAUGGGACUGUCAUUCUAAACAGGUUUCAUAUAACUCUAUGUAUGAUACUGACUCACAUUACCCAUUAUUAAUAUGUAUUACCAAACAGACUAAAAUUAUCGAUUGCCAAUUUCAGUAAUACAUUUUUGGUGCACAAUUUAUUUUUUCAAUAACUGCCUCCUCAAAAUGUAUAUCUAUUAUCUGCGGCAAACAUAAUGACUUCUUAAUCUAUUUUUUAUUUAUAUUAGGUAAUUAUUAAAACUAUAAGAAAUUGUUUUGUUUCUUUAGAUUCCAAGUUAAAUUUUUAAUACAUUUAUUUAUAAAAUUAAAAUUCCUUAACUAUAGUAUAUUUUUUUCUAUAUCUCAAAACUUACUAAAUUUUAGUUAAUUAGUUAGGAUAUACUUAGUUUAUGUCAUAUAAUAUAAGUUAAUAUUCUUUAUGAAUCCUUACCACGUGGCUGUAUCAAAGUAUUCUUCGAUUAUUGUAUUGUUCUAAAUUAUUUAUUUCCAAACUGUAGCUAUAGCCUUACCUAUUAAUUUUGUAUACAUUUAUUAAUUGUUAAUUGAAAUAUUAGGGUACCUUGAUAAGUAAAUGUUACUAACUACCUAGUUUCAUUUAUUGUACAUAAAUACGAGUCUAUUUCCUAUUAUUUGUAAAACAUAAAAAAAGAGUUCCUUAUUUAAAUAGAAAAUAUUCUACUAUAAAAAAUUAUUUAAACAGGGUGUCGCUUAGUUUGAAUAGUUUCUUAACAAUAUUAUAUAGUUUUUAUUAAUUUUUUACUAAUAUUUCUCAACAUUAGUCAAAAUAUUAAUUUAGUUGGUUUUUUGUAUCACCUAUUGGCUUUUAAAACAAAUACCUCAGUUACCUGUCUAGUCCCUACUAAGUAUAAAAUCAUAAUUUAGUGUCAACACUUGUGAUAUUAAUCCUCAAAAUUACUGUCAGGUUAUAUACAGUGAAUAAUAUAAGUAGUACUAAAUUAAUAAUGCGACUAUUACUAAAUAGUACACUUUGCGCACAGCUCAUAUUCAAUUUAUUGCUAAUACUCAAAACUAUGAUUUUAUAUAUUUAAAUUUAUAUGCAAAUUAAUGACCAAAAAUUAAGUUUUAUGUUCAACCAUCAAUCCAUUUUUCCAUAAAUUCUCUUUUUUUUUUGGUUGACCGUUUUUUUUUACUAUUUGUCACUAUAUACAUGUUAUAUCAGAGUAUAUCACCUAACUACUAUUUGUUUGAAACAAAACUGUUUUUGUAAACUCCAUUCAAUUUAUAUUUUUCCUGUUGACGUAUUGUCCCACAGUAAAACUUGCAAUGUGUUAAUUGAAUGAACAAAAUCUGCUGGUGAAAAUAAAUAAGAGUGAAAACAAAUACAACAGUCGUUUCUAUUUUGUCGCACACACACCAUUGACCUAGUUUUUUCACAUGUGUUCCUAUGUAUAAUUUUUUAAUGUAUUGAAACCAGUAACAUGUUGAAUAUAUCCCUUAGUUAAUUUAUAUAAUAGUAUAAACAAUGAUUAAUGUUUAUCUCUAGGUAUUUUAUUGUAUUGGGUAAAUCCCUAUUGGCUAUUCUUAAAAUGUAUUUUUCAAAGUCCAUUUACUAUAACUAGUAUUGCCAUAGUAAUUAUAACACCAAUUUAAUGUCUGUUGAAUUUAUUAAGUAUGCAAUAAUUAUAUUGUGUGUGUUAUGUUAAUUGAUUUUAAUUGUUAACGUGGUUUAGUUUUAUAGUUAAUUUACUUAGGGUCCAAAACGACUUAAUGAUAAUCACAUAUUGCCUAUUAAAUUCUCACUCGAGUAUAGUUUAAUAACUAGAAACAUAAUUUUAUUGUUUAUUAACUACACUAUUGUUAAUAAAACUAAAUAAAAAGACAAUUAUUUUGUACAAUGUUACCAACAUUUUUUAUAAUACAUUAAUUAUGAAUAAUAUGUCAUCUUUGGUCUUCGGCGAAGUAUAUAAUUCUGUAAUCUAGUUAACUUAGUUUUAGAGUCAGAUGUUUUGGUAUUUUCUAUAUUCCACAGUUUUUGCUGUAGUCGCUUAGAUACUGUACGCAUUGUCUGAGCGCUUACACCUGUACAUUCAAAUUCAAAUUGCUGGUGUAUUUUAAAUUAUCAAUAUAUUAAAUCUAUUGUGAUAUACUUUAGAAUUGAAAAGUCAAUCGUUUGUAGUUUCCACUUUCCAAUCAACAUAUUAAAAUAAAUCAUCCAAAACUAUAUCGUUAUAUUUCUUAAAUAUUAUAUUAUUAUUCUUUAUAUUGUAACCACACUUUUUGUUGUUUCUAUAUUAUUAUUAUGGGUUUUGAAUAAUUAAUUAUCGUCACGUGUAGUAUCUAAGUAGAAU
This is a messenger RNA of Adelges cooleyi (spruce gall adelgid), 3352 nucleotides long. Its product is annotated as calmodulin-lysine N-methyltransferase-like. The record is from RefSeq and is a predicted model, not a curated record. The transcript has 3 exons. Lineage: Eukaryota; Metazoa; Arthropoda; Insecta; Hemiptera; Adelgidae. Gene Ontology annotation, cellular component: nucleus; cytoplasm; precatalytic spliceosome. The coding region runs from base 322 to 1161 and encodes 279 amino acids. Gene Ontology annotation, biological process: mRNA splicing, via spliceosome. Gene Ontology annotation, molecular function: protein binding; RNA binding; calmodulin-lysine N-methyltransferase activity.